CCAACUCCCAACAAGCUUCCGUCUCCCCAAAAGACAACCUUUUUCCUUCUCAAGUGGCUUCAUUCAGAUAAAGGCAACAUUUCCCACCAACCACUUUUAAUCCAUUCAUUUCAGCUUUAUGUCUGGCUUUCUGAUCUUAGAUUCUGGCUGUCAAAUUUCUCAUCUUCCCGUUAAGCAAUUCCAUCUCUUGAGCUCUUUCCUCAUCUCAAUAGCCAGCUAUCUAUAGGUCCAAAAUCUUUCAGAUCUCGUACGUCGCAUUUAAAUUUCUCUUAGUUCGCGUUAAUGGCAGAGGUGGAGAUCCCAUCUUACUUCCUUUGCCCAAUCUCUCUCCAAAUCAUGAGAGAUCCGGUGACUCUUCCAACCGGCAUCACCUACGACCGCGACAGCAUCGAGCGGUGGAUGUUCUCCGGGAAGCACGACACAUGCCCGGUGACCAAACAGCACCUUCCGGACUGCGACCUCACGCCAAACCAUACUCUCCGGCGACUGAUCCAAGCAUGGUGUGCUCUCAAUUCGUCGAACGACAUCGAGCGGUUUCCUACACCAAAACCGCCGAUCGACAAGGCCCAAAUCAUCAAGCUCCUCGACGACGCCAGACUGCCUCAUCUGCAACUCCAUUCUCUUCGAAAGCUAAGGGAAAUUGUCUCGGAGAGUGAGAGGAACAGGCGGUGCAUCGAGACCACUUCCGGCGUGGUCGACAUGUUAAUUUCUAUCAUUCACAACAACAACUCCGGUACUGCUUCAGGUGAAGAAGGAAAACCGAUCAGCGAUGAUGUGGAGUCUACCAAUGCUCGUGAUGAAGCUCUCAGCAUUCUUUACUUGCUCCAGCUCUCAGACCAACAACUUCUCGACCUCGCCGUCGGAAAUGGCGACUUCGUGGGGUCAUUAACAUCCAUUCUGCAGCAAUCCAACCACCAAACGCGAGCCUACGCAACAUUACUCCUCAAGUCCAUGCUCAGAGUGAUUGCACCGGCUCGUUUGGCUGGUGUUAGAAAAGAACUAUUCCAAGAGGUUGUGGGCGUACUUCGAGAUCGGGUUUCACACCAGGCCACCAAGGCAGCAUUGCAAGUGCUUGCCUGGUUGUGUCCAUGGGGAAGAAACCAUAUCAAGGCAGCGAAUGCCGGUGCUGUGCGGGUCCUCGUUGAGCUACUGCUAGACGAGCCCGAGAGGAGGGUAUGCGAAUUGGUGCUCGUGGUGCUGGACCGGGUUUGCGGGUGUGCCGAAGGGAGGGCGGAGCUGGUCGGCCAUGGGGCAGGCAUCGCAAUUGUGUCGAAGAAGAUGCUGAGGGUUUCGGAGGCGGCGAGCGAGAGGGCGGUGAAGAUAUUGAACUCGGUGGCAAGGUUCUCGGCAACAAAGGCUGUUCUUCAAGAGAUGCUGCAGAUUGGGGUGGUGUCCAAGCUGUGUUUGGUGCUCCAAGUUGAUUGUGGGAUGAAGACCAAGGAGAAGGCCAGGGAGAUCCUUAGGUUGCACUCAAGGGUCUGGAACAAGUCACCUUGUUGGUCUCCUCAGUUUCUCAUUUCAUAUCCUUCUUCAUGAUAGAUGGAUUGAAAGAUAAAGAGUUAUACCAAUUUAUGUUCAUGAUUAUUGAUUAAUGGGCAUAAAUUCAUGUCCCUAAAGGCAAAAACAGCAUCCAGAGAUUUUUUUCCCCCACCCUUUUCUGUUAUAUUUUUUUGUAAUUUCAUCACAACGUAUUUGAUUCUUGUAACAUAAAUAAAAAGAAAACAAUCAAGAAAAAUAAAAUUUCUUCUCUUUAAGUUGCUCAAUUAUUCGACUUGUGUCCCCUAAGUAAUGCAAUAAAGAUGACCGACACAUUGU
Messenger RNA from Elaeis guineensis (African oil palm), 1815 nucleotides. RefSeq names its product E3 ubiquitin-protein ligase PUB23. Gene Ontology annotation, molecular function: ubiquitin protein ligase activity. The record is from RefSeq and is a predicted model, not a curated record. Lineage: Eukaryota; Viridiplantae; Streptophyta; Magnoliopsida; Arecales; Arecaceae. Gene Ontology annotation, biological process: protein ubiquitination.